Messenger RNA from Salvelinus fontinalis (brook trout), 7222 nucleotides. RefSeq names its product furin-like. Bases 927 to 3464 code for a protein of 845 amino acids. Gene Ontology annotation, molecular function: serine-type endopeptidase activity. The transcript has 15 exons. Gene Ontology annotation, biological process: peptide hormone processing. Gene Ontology annotation, cellular component: trans-Golgi network; Golgi membrane. The record is from RefSeq and is a predicted model, not a curated record. NCBI's taxonomy places the organism in Eukaryota, Metazoa, Chordata, Actinopteri, Salmoniformes, Salmonidae.
AGUUCCUUAGUUCCAACUAGUACUUGAACGCGGCACGAUUCCUAGCCAAGUGGACGAUGUCAGUUUCUCGUAUAAAGGAAUUUAUGACAUUUUUAGAAUUUUACAACAUGCUUUAAAUAUAAUAGUUUGUUCGAAUAGAGCAGUAUGCAUGUCACGGAAUUGUGUUGAAUGCCCUAACGUUACAUAGGGGGGGAAAAAACGUGUUGGAAGUCCUAGCUAGCUAGUUAACGUUACUCGGACGGAGGCUAGCUGAAACGACCACCAUGAGAGACAACGAGAAGACGUGGAAAGUUUACUCCGAACCAAAGAUAACAGAGGUGUGAUAAUAUUGCAGUACCACGAUACACCGGGGGACUUGGUGUCUGGGUAUGUCACAUGAGUAACUCCACAGAGUUCCGAGCCACGCCUCGGGACGAGAGAGAGCUGUCAACCAGGCAGCAGAGACAUGACGUGGUUCUUUCAUCCGACAGAAUGGUACAUGUCAUAGCCAACGUGUGUUGUUUUGCUCUUUUGAGAAAAGAGGUUGGAGUUGGAGGUAACUCGAUGUGGGUAGUGCCUUGGGCUGGGAGGGAACGAAUUAAUGAGAGGCAUAGGGUAGCAUAAGAGCGCAUUCUCUUCCCGUGUCUGACAGCGCUGUCAAUACUUCACUUCACAAUUUGGAGCUAGGACUCGGGAGUUCGGCGAACAUUGGUGCUCUAGCUACACAGGACCAGCUAGCUGUCUGAUGUUUUAUUUGAUGAAAUUAAACCAGCUCUACGAAGCUUGCUUAUUGGAGUGCAGGUCCUCAAAGAGAUAACUCGUGGUCACUGCUCUAUUUGGCUGCUGUGAGGGAGGCCAGUGCUGUUACUGGUGAGCAUUGAGACUUCUCCACCCCAGAAAGACAAACGGACGGAGUUCCCCUGCCCAGUGCCCCUGUUCACCUUUUCAUGGAUGCCAGGCUGGCCCUGCUGCAGCUUGGGACUCUCCUGGUCCUCCUGUCCGCAGCAUUGGAGUCGACUGCUAAGCUGACUGCUGGUGAGGAGGUCUACACUAACACCUGGGCGGUCCACAUAGAGGGGGGACCGCAGGAGGCUGACCGAAUUGCCAGGAAACACGGCUUCAUCAACCAUGGCAAUGUGUUUGGGGAUUAUUAUCACUUCCGUCAUCACACCGUAGUGAAGAAAUCCCUAUCAGGCCACAGGGGAACACAUGUCCGACUGGAGAAGGAACCACAGGUGCGUUGGGUGGAGCAGCAGGUGUCGAGGCGGAGGAAAAAGAGGGAUGACUACAACGAACCAUCCGACCCCAAAUUCCCCCAGCAGUGGUACCUGGUGAGCAAGUCCAACCCCAGCGAAGCAGACCUAAAUGCCAGGGGAGCGUGGUCCCAGGGGUACACUGGGAGAGGAGUGGUGGUCACCAUCCUGGAUGACGGCAUAGAGAAAGACCACCCAGACCUUGCCUCAAACUACGACCCUGAUGCCAGCUAUGAUGUUAAUGAUGGAGACUCUGAUCCCCAGCCACGCUACACACAGCGCAACGAGAACAGACAUGGAACACGGUGUGCUGGUGAGGUUGCUGCGGCCGCCAACAAUGAUGUUUGUGGGGUGGGCGUGGCCUACAACGCCAAAAUUGGAGGUGUGCGUAUGCUGGAUGGAGAGGUGACAGAUGUGGUGGAGGCCCACUCCCUCAGCCUCAACUCGCAGCACAUCCACAUCUACAGCGCCAGCUGGGGCCCAGAGGAUGAUGGGAAGACGGUAGACGGCCCCGCCAAGCUGGCCAAGGAGGCAUUCCUCCGAGGAGUCACUGAGGGCCGCGGCGGGCUGGGCUCCAUCUUUGUGUGGGCGUCGGGGAACGGUGGUCGUGAGAAGGACAGCUGUAACUGUGAUGGUUACACCAACAGCAUCUACACCCUGUCCAUCAGCAGCACCACCCAGUAUGGCAUGGUGCCCUGGUACAGCGAGGCCUGCUCCUCCACCCUCGCCACCACCUUCAGCUCUGGGAACCCUAACGAGAAACAGAUAGUGACCACAGACCUGAGACAGAAGUGUACAGACACCCACACGGGGACGUCAGCAUCGGCCCCCCUGGCUGCUGGGAUCAUCGCCCUGGCUCUGGAGGCCAAUAUGAACCUGACGUGGCGGGACAUGCAGCACUUGGUGGUGAGAACCUCUCACCCCGCCCACCUCAGCACUGACGACUGGAGGACCAAUGGAGUGGGCCGCAAAGUGAGUCAUUCGUAUGGGUAUGGUCUGCUGGAUGCGGGGGCCAUGGUGGCCCUGGCCCAGAACUGGACCAGCGUGGGCCCACAGCACCAGUGUGUCCUCACCAUGCUCUCAGAGCCCAGGGACAUAGGUAGCCGGCUGCUUUUCAGUAAGACAUUGGAUUCCUGCUGGGGCAGACCAGAGUAUGUCAACUCUCUGGAGCACGUCCAGGCCCGCCUCACUCUCUCCUACAACCACAGAGGAAACCUGGCUAUACACCUCAUCAGCCCCCUAGGGACACGCUCUACCCUGCUGGCUCCCAGGCCUAAAGACUAUUCGCCAGAGGGAUUUAUUGACUGGGCCUUCAUGACCACCCACAUGUGGGACGAGGACCCUCGAGGGGAGUGGACCCUGGAGAUAGAGAACGUCUCAGAACAAGGACACGACUAUGGUGUGUUGAGUCAGUUUACUCUGAUCCUGUAUGGUACGGGCUCCAGCUCCAAUAACCCCUCGUCUCCUGACUUCCCCCGGCCUUCCAACAACAGCUGCAAGACCUUCGACACCCAGCAGAUCUGCAUCGAGUGCAGCCUAGGCUUCUCCCUGUUCCUGCAGGGUUGUGUGAAGCUCUGCCCUCCCGGCUUCACCACGGGCCCCCAGCUCCUCAACAUGUCCCUGGACAACUGGGUGGACUUGUCCUCCGUCCAGUCCUGCCUGCCAUGCCACCCUGCUUGCCUCACCUGUUCCGGCCCCGGGCCCAGCGAUUGCCUCUCUUGCCCCCCUCACAGCCACCUGGUCCUCACCGCCUGCCUGCACCAGAACCAGGUCCAGCGCAAGUCCCCCACUGGCCCCGACCGCCAGGGAGAUGUGGGUGGACCAGGGGAAAGCCCAGUGGGGUUAGAGCAGGGGGGAGGUGGGGGAGUGGGGGAGCCUCCAGGAUCUAGCCUGGCCCUGUCCUCCCCUCUGGCCACCCUCCUGGCGGUGCUCAGCUGUGCCUUCAUCCUGGCAGCCUUUGCCGGGGUCUUCCUUAUGCUGCAGCUGCGCUCUGGUGGCGCCCCCUGGGUCCGGAUGACCAAACUGCACUCUGUGGAGAAGGGAGGAUGGGCCUCGGGGGGCUUCGGCCUGGGGCUGGGCUGGGAGAGGCAGGGCAGGGUAUCCUAUAAGGGGAUCCCCACCGUGUGGGGUGACGAGGACCAGGUAACACUGGGGGGCUCUGAUUCUGACAGUGAAGAGCUGAACUGCCACAGUGAGAGGACAGCCUUUAUCAGGACACAGAGCUCUCUCUAGCCCCCUCUCUGACCCCUACAUCUGGAGGAAACUCUCUUCAGAGGGUUUGGUCUCUCCAGCCCCUCCCUCUGCUAGAGCUCAUGGGUCUGUAGUGUGAGUCUGUUUCAGGCAUUGUCCCUGGCUGAUACACAGAGAUUCUGAUCCAGGAAUGUAAUGGCUCAGCCCAGCAAGCACCUCUUGGUCCACCACCUCUUGAUUCACCCUCAAGCAUUAAUCAAUUGAAAAUGUUUUUGUUUUAUAAUGACUAUAUAUAUUAUUUUUGUUUUAUUUUAAUUGUAUUUGUUGCUUUUAAACACUUGAAUAAGAUUAUUUGCCCUGGCCCAAGGGUCUAGGUAAAGGUAAAGUACACUUUUCACUAUUGUUUCCCAUUGACCUUUAGUUUAUUGUAGAAAGGCCGAUUUCUGUAUUUUGAAAGUUGCAUAUCUUGAAAACUUGAUUGCUGUGACAUGCAAAACAUUUUGGGACUAUAUCAACAAUGGACUAAUGAAACAAAAGAUAGUUUUUGGGUGGAGUUUUCCUUUAAGCAGACAUCGGAAGAGAUGUCAGUAUGUAUUAGUAUACGUGUGUCUGUGUGACAGUGACUUUUUAUUUAAUGUACGAGAGAGAAAGUUUGCAGAUUUGGGCACUGAUAAAUGCCUACAUUUGAACGCAGUGGCUGUACAGUAACAUGCUAUACAUGACGUCAGACCUCAAGCUCUGCGCUUCACAGCGCUGUAUGGGUUUCGACUGACCGCCGUUCUGCACUUGAACACCGCACGCGAUAUGAAGUUGCCCCAAUCUUGCUCACUAAUUGGGCAACUUCUUUUGUUGACUGAGUGAGGGAAAGCUGUAAAUGUAUUUUGAAAGAUGAGACGUUGAGGAUUAUAAUUAAAUACUGUUUUGAUGUCAUACAAGCAAGCCAAACACCCAUGAGUCCAAAUGUGUACUUCACAUUUCCGUAUAUGAUCUAUAUUUAAGGUACAGUUACAAGAUCACAUGGCGUCAUACCCUGGGUUAUUCUGAACAGAAUGUGCAUAUGUUUGUCUACUGUGAAGAACAUUUGACGCAGCACACGCACCUGAAUGCACUCAUGACUCCUUUCUAUGCGCACCAAAAUUACGAUUUGUUUCCCUGAAUUGCAUUUUGAAAGCCUAACACUGUAAUAUCGUGUUUUAUAACUUAGCUAGUCAUGUUGGCAAUAGAACAAGCUUUCAAAGUGUGCCCACCUGACCCAGAUUGCGAUUUAUAAUGUUUUUUGGAUUGCGUAAACAACACCAGUAAUUGUGUAAUGGCGGGGACAAUGGGUUGUGUUCCAAACAAAACAACUUCAAGUGUGCUUGCUCUAGUUCCUCAACGGCACAUCUAGGAGAGCUCAGCACCUUAUAGUUGAAGGCUGCUCUUUGAGUCAUACAAGUGCAUUGAAAUGACUUAGGAAAUGCGCACUCUUUGGAGAGGUGUGUGGCCACUUGGAGACACCAGUUAGUCCUCUCACUCGAACUCUUAUCAUCAGUAGUGCUAAGCGAUUUUCGAUGUCGGUUUCGAUUAUGUUUUUACAUUAAAUGCUCUAUGCAUUAUAUAGGUUGAAUGCUGUAACACAGAAUAAAACAAUUAAUAAAAGACGAUGGUAGUGACUGCCCAUUACUGUUGAUCACUUAUGAACCAUUAUUUAUUCACAUUACUUUAAUAAAAUAUUUCAGUUGUUGUGUAUAUUACAUUUGUUUUAUUUUAUGACUUUAUUAUUUCAUUCCGAGUCAUCAUCUCAUCUCUAUAGAGCUGCUUCCUAUGCUUGCUGUCUGACAAAAUCACUAUUUUGUAGUUCUUCAAAGUAAAUAAGGCAUACUUUUAUGACUGCUGAAUACCAACUAUCAAUCACUUAGAUCAUGUAUUUUCAGGUAGAGAUACCACGCUAAGCAACAGCUGCUCUCUAUAUCCCCUCAGGAUCGCGCAUUCUUCUCUCUUCCGUAGCUGUCGUAAAAGAAAGACAGACUGGACAAGUAGAUGCGCAAUGGAUUUUGGGGAUUGUAGUUAGUUUAGCGCAUAAAACGUGGCAGUUAUGUAGGAUAUUGGCCAAUUGGAAACCACAACUCCCUACUACAUCACACAGUUCAGGCUGGAUCUGAAUUAUCUCUAGAGAAACUGAGUGACGUGAGCAUUGAGUUCACAGAUACAUUUUUUUACGAACGACUUCGGUCAAUUAGUUGUUUGAAAACUGAAAAAUAACUGACAAUUUUGUUAAUGGCUUAGCUCUAAUAGACAGUGUAAUGUUUGGAUUCAGUCAGAUGAACUUUUGUGUCCUCACCUUUCAGUUUUAUAAUUUUCCCAUAAUCUCAACUGUUCCUUUCAAUUGCUUCCAUGGUUAUGCAUAUGCUUUUAAUAUUUAUUCUGUAAGAAACCUUUCAAUUUAGCCCGAUCAAUAGUCCCACGAGUGUAAUGGGUUAAAGGCCCAAUGCAGACUUUUUUUUCUCAAAAUCAAAUCAUUUUUCGGUAACAAUUGAGUACAUUACUGUUUUUUUAACCAUUUGAUUGAAAACCAAAAUUGUUUCUUAGCAAGAGCAAUUUCUCAAACAAUAAUUUUGCUAGGACUGUUUGGGAAGGGUCUACGUGGGGAGGGGAAAACUAGCUGUUAUUGGCAGAGGUUUGGAACGUUCUUUCAUAUUGCCUGGUGAUGUCACCAGGCAGGCCAAAACUCCAUCCCACCAAAACAGUGUCUUUUCAAACAGCUCUUACACUAAAAGGGAAUUAUCAACUUUUUUUACAAUUUAUUAUUCCAAUCUCGUAGUGUGGCAAUAUAUAUAAAACACAGGAGAAUCACAUUUUUGACUGCACUGGGCCUUAACACUUUUUUAUAACACUUUUUCCUACUGUUUGUUUUUUGAGUUUCCUACUCUUCUCCAUAAUCAGUGGGCUCCAGCAUUUCUUAAUCUGCUAAUAAAACCCCAAUAUAGACAACACAUCAAAAAACCAGCACAGACUUUUUUGGAGUAGUCUUCAAGGUUUUGAUAACUAUUGAGCUUUAGCUUAGCAAUAUUGUCACCAACAGCUUAAAAGCACUUAAUACCAAUAUAGACAAUUGUUGAAAGGACAAACUUCUAGUAUUGUGGUUUUUGGAUGUAAGUAGAAAGCUCAUGCAUCAAUCAGCAAACACACACACUACAGAACAAGUGGGAGAAGGGAUGGCAGGUAAUAUUAGUCAGCCACUUUUUUCAUUUGCACACUGGGUUACUUACAGAGGGAUUACCAACCCUGCAGUACUGUGUUCCCAUCUUUCUGAAGAAGAAGAAGAAAAAAAACAGUUAACCCAAAGCUAUUUGACCUUCUCAACCUGUCUCUAUUCUCUUGCUAUCGGCAAGAAAUAAGAUCAUUUUGUCUUCAUUUUCCCCAUGGAGGCUCUAUUGAUUUUCAGGGUUUGUUUCUCUGCCAAGUCUUUAUCAGUGGAAAAAAGAUAAUAGCUUUCUCUUGUUAUUACACAUUUCACAUAUUUUGACAAGCAAAUGUAUUAGCCUGCAGGUAUUUGCAGUCAUGCAUUAUUAAGUUAUUGGUCAACUUUAAGAACAUAUAAUUUGGACUGGUCUAUACAAUCAAAGCUCUUGAGUAUUGUAUGUGAUAAGAACUGCUAUGGUGAAAUGUUUAUAGAUCAGUUACAGCAUAUUUUAAAUUUAUUGUAUUUUCUAUUAUUUUUUCUAUUUUAUCAUUUUUAUUUAACUGAUGAUUGAUGUCAAUAUUGUGGGGAUAAAUGUCAUGCUAAAAUAAAAUGACUUUGUAGGUCAUAUGAGAUGAAA